AAAUCAGAUGGGAUGCAGGGCAGUCACUCCACAGAGAGAAUAGAGACAAGCUCAUCCAGAGCUGCGCGACUAAACUCACAGAGACAACAUGAAAGCUGUUGCAGCCUUUCUGCUGGUCCUGUACCUGGCUGUAAGUCACGCAUGGAAGUGCAAGGAGGCUCCAAGGCUGUAUGGGGUCCAACAGAUUGAUGCUGGAUUGGGACAAGUGGUUGUAGCGACAAGACACGGACGGCCAUAUCAACUAAGUGGAAAGUACUGGUACAGUCUGGGCACAUUCAGCCUCACGCAUGUCACUGUGGGACCUGCAGGAACGUGGGGAUGUGACAGAAGCAACAAGGUGUACAAAUUUGUAGCCGGAAACUGGAAACAAAUCAAUGGUGAAUCCUUGCAUCAGGUGGAUGCUGGGGGUGAUGGUCAGGUUGUUGGAGUAGCCACCAGCAAUUACUCCUGCUGUCUGAAGGACCAUGUGGCUUGUAGCUUUUAUGGCAAGGGCUCAGUGUCCUGGAUUGCACUUGCAAAGAAAGUGAAAUAUAUCAGCUGUGGGAAGAAGUAUGGAUGCUGGGCUGUCAACACGUUAAACCAGAUCUUUGUGACAAAGAAUAUCGUUCCCAGCACUUGUGCAAUUGAAAGCUGGACAAAUGUGCGAGGGCCAAAAAUGACAAUGAUUGAAGUGUCAGGUGAUGGAAAGGUUUUUGGAGUGGGAACAAAUGGCAAGGUGUACCAAAGAACUGGCAUCACCAAGUCAAACAGAGCAGGCAAACGUUGGGUAACCAUCCCAAUGUGCAUGCCCAUCAGUCAUUUGACCUACGACCUGCACCAUCUUUGGGUUGUGACCACCUCUGGUUGGCUUUUGCAGUGCACACACCACAGAUACAGAGACAACAUGAAAGCUAUUGCAGGUUGCCUUUUGCUGGUGUUGUGUUCUGCGGUUGAGUGUUCUUGGGCAACAUGGGAAUGCAAAGAGGCUCCAAGGCUGUAUAGUAUCAGACAGAUUGAUGCUGGAAUGGGACAAGUGGUUGCAGCGACAAAAUAUGGACGGCCAUAUCAACUAAGCGGAAGGUACUGGUACAGUCUGGGCUUAUCCAGGCUCAAGCAUGUCAGUGUGGGACCUGCAGGAGCGUGGGGAUGUGACAGCAGCAACAAGGUGUACAAACUUGUAGGCGGAAACUGGAAAGUUGUCAAUGGUCAAACCUUGCAGCAGGUGGAUGCUGGAGGUGAUGGUCAGGUUGUUGGAAUAGCACCCACCACCAAUGACACCUACUGUCAGACAGCCAAAUACGCUGGUAGCUAUUAUGGAGAGGGCACUCUUGCCUGGACUGGACUUACAAAGUCAUUGGUAUAUGUUAGCUGUGGGAAAAUGUACGGCUGCUGGGGACUCGACACAAAAAACAGGACCUUUGUGGCAAAGAAAGUCAACUCAACAACCUGUGUAACUGAAGGCUGGACACUUGUGGAUGGGCCAGCAAUGCAAAUGAUUGAAGUGUCAACUGAUGGAGAGGUUUUUGGAGUGACUUCAGAUGGCAAGGUGUAUCAAAGACUUGGCAUCACUGAUUCACUGAGAGAAGGCAGCGGAUGGGUAAAAAUCCCAAUGUGCAUGCCCAUCAGUCAUUUGACCUAUGACCUGAACCAUCUUUGGGUCGUGACCACCUCUGGUUGGCUGUUGCAGUGCAUUCAAGAAGAAGAGAUAAAAUAG
Solea senegalensis (Senegalese sole) is the source of this 1693-nucleotide messenger RNA. RefSeq lists its product as uncharacterized. The transcript is spliced from 10 exons. The record is from RefSeq and is a predicted model, not a curated record. The coding region runs from base 89 to 1693 and encodes 534 amino acids. NCBI's taxonomy places the organism in Eukaryota, Metazoa, Chordata, Actinopteri, Pleuronectiformes, Soleidae.